Notolabrus celidotus (New Zealand spotty) is the source of this 1753-nucleotide messenger RNA. RefSeq names its product intermediate filament protein ON3-like. Gene Ontology annotation, cellular component: keratin filament. Gene Ontology annotation, biological process: intermediate filament organization; keratinization. The transcript has 11 exons. Bases 302 to 1573 code for a protein of 423 amino acids. NCBI's taxonomy places the organism in Eukaryota, Metazoa, Chordata, Actinopteri, Labriformes, Labridae. Gene Ontology annotation, molecular function: structural constituent of skin epidermis. The record is from RefSeq and is a predicted model, not a curated record.
AAUCACCUACAAACAUGUCAGGCUUGUGAAGUUAAGAGUCAGCAUGAUUACAGAACCUACUUUAAAUUUGGAAAGUAAACAGCUGACCUACUAAAUGUUAGCUGUAGUUACUGUCUGGGACAUCCAAGCUAGUGUUAGCAACUCUGCUCCAAACAUUACAGUUAGCUUGAGUCUGCAACAUAAGUUCAGCCAUGAAUUCUAUAAGGCAGGGAAUUACUCCACAAUGAUAGGCGGGCGCUGAGCUGCAGAGCGUAGUGAUGGCCGGUGUUGACUCUGAGACAGCACAGGUCAGUCAACAGCCAUGAGUCUGAGGAGCAAACGCAACAGCCGCUCAGGACCACACAUGUCUCAAGGAGGCUUAAGCAGCAUGUCCAUGGGAUCCUACUCCUUCCCCAGGAUGAGCAACGGACACAACCAGGCUGCCCCGAUUACAGCUGUGACCAUCAACAAGAGCUUGCUCACCCCGCUCAGCAUAGACAUCGACCCCACCGUCCAUGCCGUUCGCAACCAGGAGAAAGACCAGAUCAAGGGUCUGAACAACCGCUUUGUCUCCUUCAUUGAUAAGGUGAGACACCUGGAACAGCAGAACAAAAUGCUUGACACAAAGUGGAAGCUGCUGCAGGGACAGACCCAAGCCACCUCUGAAGUUGAGCCAAUGCUGAAGUCCUACAUUACCAGCCUGCAGAAACAACUAGAGUUCCUCGGCAAUGACAAAAAGAGACUGGACAUGGAGAACGACGUCAUGCACAAACAUGUGGAUGACUACAGGACCAAGUAUGAGUAUGAGAUCAACAAGAGGAACGAUUCAGAGAAUGAGUUUGUCGUGCUUAAAAAGGAUGUGGACUCAGGCUACAUCUCUAGGGUGGAUCUAGAGGACAAGGUGUCUUCCGUCAGUGAUGAUAUCAAAUUCCUCCAGGCUCUGUAUGACGCUGAGCUGCAUGAUCUGCAGGAGAGCCUGAAGGAAACCUCUGUGGUGGUGCAGAUGGACAACUCCCGUGCCCUGAACAUGGAUCAGAUCGUGGCUGAUGUUAAGGCUCAAUAUGAGGACAUCGCCGCCCGCAGCCGUGAGGAAGCCGAAAAUUGGCACAAAGCCAAGUUUAACCAGAUGACAGCUGAGGCCGACCAGUACAGCAAUGAGCUGCGUAGCUCCAAGGGGGAAAUAUCUGAGCUCAAAAGACUGAUCAGCCGGCUGCAGAAUGAGAUCCAUACUGCAAAGGCACAGCGUGCAAACCUUGAAGACCAGGUGACUGAAUCGGAGCGCCGUGGAGAGGAGGCUGUGCUGGAUGCAAAGGCCCGCAUCAGGGACCUGGAGCUGGCUAUGCAGAGGGCCAAGCAGGACAUGGCUCGGCAGCUCAGAGAGUACCAGGAGCUCAUGAAUGUCAAGCUGGCCCUGGACAUAGAGAUCUCUACCUAUAAGAAGCUGCUGGAAGGAGAGGAGGAGAGACUCGGACAGGAAUCUAUUUUCAACAUCCAAACAGUGCCCACAAAUGCGGCCCCAGUUUACAACCACAAGCAUCGGAAGUCAAAUCCAAUCCUCAUCAAGACAGUGGAAACCACAGACAGAAUAUACUAAAUUGUAACCUGGAUCACCACUGACAUAUUACUGAAAUGUUAUAGCAUCAAUAAGUCUGUGUAGGCCAACUGCACUACUGAGCAAUAUGUGUUAGUUAUUUGGGUUUAUAACCUCUCCUUGUUUUGAAUGCCACAGCAUUUCCUCUUCCUGUUUUUAAAUAAAUAAAUAUAUAAAAACUGA